Molecule: messenger RNA, 1312 nt
Organism: Rhinichthys klamathensis goyatoka
Lineage: Eukaryota; Metazoa; Chordata; Actinopteri; Cypriniformes; Leuciscidae
Gene: reep2
Product: receptor accessory protein 2
Exons: 8
Coding region: 139-948 (269 amino acids)
Biological process (GO): endoplasmic reticulum tubular network organization
Cellular component (GO): cytoplasmic microtubule; endoplasmic reticulum tubular network; endoplasmic reticulum membrane
Molecular function (GO): taste receptor binding; microtubule binding
Source: RefSeq, a predicted model, not a curated record
UCAUAACGGCUGUACUGAGACAGACACACAACAUCCGUUGAGAUCCCUCCUGAUAUUAAACAUCACUCGUGUCGUGUGGUCGGAAUGGAGAUGUUGAAUAAUCGACUAAAAUAAGGAAAAGUCCUCGCAGAGAUCAAGAUGGUGUCGUGGAUCAUUUCGCGAAUGGUGGUCCUGGCCUUCGGGACUCUCUACCCAGCCUAUUCCUCUUAUAAGGCUGUGAAGACGAAAAACGUCAAGGAGUAUGUGAAAUGGAUGAUGUACUGGAUAGUGUUUGCGAUAUUUACGACGGCAGAGACGAUCACAGAUAUGCUUCUCUCUUGGUUUCCAUUUUAUUUUGAGCUUAAGAUUGCCUUUGUGGUCUGGCUGUUGUCCCCGUACACCAAGGGCUCCAGCGUGCUGUACCGCAAGUUCGUGCACCCCACGCUCUCCAAUAAAGAAAAGGAAAUUGAUGAGUACAUAACCCAGGCUAAAGACCGCAGUUAUGAGACCAUGAUGCGGUUUGGGAAGAGAGGACUCAACAUUGCAGCUACUGCAGCCGUCACAGCCGCCUCAAAGGGUCAGGGUGUGUUAUCAGAGAAGCUGCGCAGUUUCAGCAUGCAGGAUCUGACUCUGAUUCAGAACGAAGACGAGCUGCAGCUGGACAGCACAGACGACACCCACACCGCAGCCACGCUACCUCGUGCUAAAACUGUCACGCGCUCAGUUCGUGCCACACCCAUGCCGGCUGACACUGAAUCACAGCACAGCUCUCGCUCGGAUGAGCAGUCGGAUAGCAGGACUGAGCAUUCAGAUGAAGAUGCAGCUGAUAAGGCCCCCAAACGCACUGCAAGCGUCAGAGCAGCCAAGAAACCAGCCGCUGCCAAGACAGAGCAGACCACCAAGACAUUGAAGAAACCGCCAAAGAAGAAAGCCACAACCACGACCAACAACAUUGCUGAAUCACCAUGAGUCACACUGCGUUCAUCCAUCCCUGGAAAAUACACAAACAUCACAUGCUUCCUCACACUAACAACCAAAUAUUUGUGCUCUUUGCUAUAGAUCCGUACUGAUACACACAUACACAUCGCCUGGGGCUGUUUUUAUCUAAUAGGUUUAAUGCGGUGAAUAUAUUUAGACAUCAGGCUUCAUGCGUUUAUUUUCCACGUUAUCACUCCCGUGCGUGUGUUAAGUAAGGAUGGGUCUUGUCUUAUUCUCUGUAGGCCUUAAUACUAGAGAGCAUCUUUGUAAAGCAUGAGACCAGAAAGCAGUGCCUGCACAUGAUCGCACAUCAACACUUUUGUUCCUUAUAACCCCAGAUUCCAUGCCAGAACUC